AGAAGCCCGAAGCAACCAAUCCAAACAAGCAAGGAAUCGCCAAUGGCUCAUCGCGUCCUCCUCCUCCUCUCUCUCGCCGCGGCGGCCGCGGUCGUCGCCGCCGCCGUCGACGCCGAGGACCCCCUCAUCCGUCAGGUGGUGUCCGGCGGCGACGACAACGACCUGGAGCUGAACGCGGAGUCCCACUUCUUGAGCUUCGUGCAGCGGUUCGGCAAGUCCUACAAGGACGCCGACGAGCACGCGUACCGGCUGUCCGUGUUCAAGUCCAACCUGCGCCGCGCGCGCCGCCACCAGCUGCUGGACCCGUCGGCGGAGCACGGCAUCACCAAGUUCUCCGACCUGACCCCGGCCGAGUUCCGCCGGACCCACCUCGGCCUCCGCAAGUCCCGGCGCGCACUCCUCAGGGAGCUCGGGGACUCGGCGCACGAGGCGCCCGUGCUCCCCACCGACGGCCUCCCUGAGGACUUCGACUGGAGGGACCACGGCGCCGUCGGCCCCGUCAAGAACCAGGGUUCAUGCGGGUCGUGCUGGUCGUUCAGCGCGUCGGGAGCGCUGGAGGGUGCGCACUACCUCGCCACCGGCAAGCUGGAGGUGCUUUCCGAGCAGCAGUUUGUCGACUGCGACCAUGAGUGUGAUUCAUCAGAACCUGAUUCAUGUGAUUCGGGAUGCAAUGGUGGGCUGAUGACCACGGCCUUCAAUUAUCUCCAGAAAGCUGGUGGCCUUGAGAGCGAGAAGGAUUAUCCUUACACUGGGAGAGAUGGCAAAUGCAAAUUUGACAAGUCGAAGAUUGUUGCUUCCGUUCAAAACUUCAGUGUUGUCUCUGUGGAUGAAGGCCAAAUUGCUGCCAACCUUCUCAAACAUGGUCCAUUGGCAAUUGGUAUCAAUGCUGCGUACAUGCAGACAUACAUCGGUGGCGUGUCAUGCCCAUACAUCUGCGGCAGGCACCUUGACCACGGUGUUCUCCUUGUCGGCUAUGGUGCAGCUGGUUUCGCCCCCAUCCGCCUGAAGGAGAAGCCCUACUGGAUCAUCAAGAACUCAUGGGGUGAGAACUGGGGUGAGAAUGGGUACUACAAGAUCUGCAGGGGCUCCAAUGUCCGCAACAAGUGUGGCGUCGACUCCAUGGUCUCCAUGGUGUCCGCCAUCCAUGCCUCUAAGGAGUAGACUGAUCAGUGGUCCUCCCUGACAAUUUCAUAUAUGCUAGAACUACAAUACCCUGCUAGUAUUUAUGCUCCAUCUGUGUGCUGUUAUAUAUAAGGCAGCAAAGAUGUGAAGCUGCAAUGGGAUGCUUGCUGGAAGGUUUAUGUUUGCUAUGCAUGCUACACGCUAUUUGGAUGUAGCAAAGUUAUCACCAGAUCUGUAUACGCUUUUUAAACUGCAGAACUUUUGAAUAAUUGUGUACAUAAAUAUAUGGUGUGCUCCCAUCUAAA
Panicum hallii is the source of this 1427-nucleotide messenger RNA. Its product is annotated as cysteine proteinase 1. Bases 43 to 1161 code for a protein of 372 amino acids. Lineage: Eukaryota; Viridiplantae; Streptophyta; Magnoliopsida; Poales; Poaceae. Gene Ontology annotation, cellular component: lysosome. The record is from RefSeq and is a predicted model, not a curated record. Gene Ontology annotation, molecular function: cysteine-type endopeptidase activity. The transcript has 4 exons.